AUGCCAACAUCUUCUAAAAUACGUACAGCUGCUGUAAUAGCUGGGGGAGCUGCAGCUAUUGGUGCACUUCUGUACUAUCUUUUCAAAGAUGAAGGUGAAAGUAGGAAAACUGAAGCAGACUUAGGAGAGAAUAGGAAUGCAGAUGAAGACGUGAAGAUAAUGAAGUCAGUUGAUAUAUACACCAGAGAUGAUAUGAUAACAAUAUUGGAUGAGAUUUUGGAAAGUCAAAAUAGCUUAAAAGCUAUAAUGAGAGAGUUAACUGAGAGAUUUAAGAGUGAUCCACCCAAUAACUUCCAAGAAUGUUAUGAAAUAGUAAGGAAAGUGUCUCCUAAAGAUCCUUUGGAACAGCGUAGCUUAUCUAUUUCUGACUUUGAUCGCCUUGUUGAACGCUUCUAUGGAGAUGAAGAAGUUUGCAGCAUUAUAGAGAAAAUUAUGGGAAUCAAUGGGUUAAAUACAUUGCCUGGGAAUAUUUCUAAUAUAACAAAAGAACAGCUGAUAAAAGUUAAUGAGCUUAUGCUUAAGGAAUUAAGGGAAUUUGUUGAUCAGUUUAUCUUUAUACCUAACAAGGAAUUUGAUAUGAAGACACUAACAAUUACAGCUCAGGUUUGGGUUAGCGCUAAAGUUGAGUCUCAAUUCGAUUUGAAUUCAGAUGAUAUUGAGGCUGCAAUGCUAAUGCAUUCCCAUUCAUUACGCAAUGAUCCAGAUUUUAGUAGAAUUAGCUUCCAAAUGCAGGCCACAAUGGAGCAGUUACUUGGUGUACCUGCUCCUUCAUCUCUUCCUUUCUCAAUUUAA
This is a messenger RNA of Cryptosporidium muris RN66, 792 nucleotides long. RefSeq lists its product as uncharacterized. NCBI's taxonomy places the organism in Eukaryota, Apicomplexa, Conoidasida, Eucoccidiorida, Cryptosporidiidae. Bases 1 to 792 code for a protein of 263 amino acids. The record is from RefSeq and is a predicted model, not a curated record. The transcript has a single exon.